This is a messenger RNA of Girardinichthys multiradiatus, 9497 nucleotides long. It is a transcript of the gene tbkbp1, whose product is annotated as TBK1 binding protein 1. Gene Ontology annotation, biological process: canonical NF-kappaB signal transduction. The transcript is spliced from 7 exons. Gene Ontology annotation, cellular component: cytoplasm. The record is from RefSeq and is a predicted model, not a curated record. The coding region runs from base 837 to 2525 and encodes 562 amino acids. NCBI's taxonomy places the organism in Eukaryota, Metazoa, Chordata, Actinopteri, Cyprinodontiformes, Goodeidae.
AACUCCUGCUCUGCUUGUACAGAGACCAGAUGGCCCCUAAUAAAGGGCCCCUGUCUCCUUACUCCUGGAGCGACCUCCACAGGACACCACAAGGGACAUGGUCGAAGGCCUUCUCCAGGUCCACAAAACACAAGUGGAUUGGUUGGGCAACCUCCCAUGAACCCUUGAGCACUCUGUACAUGGUGUAGAGCUGGUCCAGUGUUCCACAGCCGCUGAUCCUCCUGAGGCCGAGGUUUGACUAUUGGCUGGAUUUUCCUCUCCACCACCCUGGCAUAGGCCUUACCAGGGAGGCUGAGGAGUGUGAUCCCCCUGUAGUUGGAAAACACCCUCCAGCCCCCCUUCAUAAGGGGGGCUCCCCAGUGUGCCAAUCCAGAGGAACUGUUCCCAACCGCCACGCAUUGUUGAAGAGGCAUGUCAGCCACAACAGCCCCACAAAAUCCACACACUUGAGGUACUCAGGGUGGAUCUCAUCCACCCUCGAAGCCUAGCCACUGUGCUUUUUGACCACCUCGGUGACUUCAGCCUGGGUGAAGAACAAGUCCAACUCCAAGUCCCCAGUCUCUGCUUCCACCAGGGAAAGCAUUAUGGCAGGAUUGAGGAGAUGCUCGAAGUACUCCUUCCACCACCCGAUAAUGCCCCCCGUGGAGGUCAGCAUCUCCUCGGCCCCACUGUAAACAGUGUUACCGAAACUCUGCUUCCCUCUCCUGAGGCGCCAGACGGUUUGCCAGAAUUGCUUCUAGGCCAACUGGUCGUCCUUAUCCAAGGCCUCACCGAACUCCUCCCAGGCCCGAGUUUUUGCCUCUGCCACCUGCACGGGACGCGGAAGGCUUGGCCUCAUGGUACCCAUCAGCCGCUUCAGGACUCUCACAAGCCAACCACAGUCGAUAGGACUCCUUCUUCAGCUUGACGGCAUCCCUUACUGCUGGUGUCCACCACUGGGUUCAGGGACUGCUGCCAUGACAGUCACCACAGACCUUACGGCAACAGCUAGGGGCAGCAUCAUCGUCAAUAGAGGCAGAGAACAUGGUCCAGUCAGACACUAUAUCUCCAACCUCCCCCGGAAUCUGGUCAAAGCUUUCCCAGAGACGAACCUGGUGGAGAAACAUGUCGAGCGGAUCCUUGGCCUGGAGUCUGCGUUAAGGCAGAGGGAUGAUUCCCUGCAGAAACUCAACAUACAGUUGCACAGCAAAGACAUGCAGUAUCUACAACUCCACGCUGUUCCCGACAAACACAUGUUGGACUGUCCAGCCCUGACCCUUCAGAGCUCACGCAGCCUGGAUACCCUGUCCGACCUGAAGCUGCAGCGGCUGGAGGUGGAGCUAGAAGGGGCACGGCACGAGGCACAGGGGGCGUGUCAGCGAGAGGAGGAGAUGAAGGCAGAGGUCGAGAGACUGAAAGACGAGAUCGGACAGCUGCAGGACGACCAGAGGGAGAGGGAAAUGACUUCUCCAUGCAAGCGGUGCGAUGUGGAGUGGAUAAAGAAGGUGGGAGAUGAGCAGGUGAAUUUGGCUCUGGCCUACACAGAGUUAACAGAGGAACUGGGACGCCUCCAAGCCCUGUGCUCCAAGCAGACAGAGAUCCUGAGGAAAGCAGUACAGGAACCAGCCAGUCCAGUGCAGCUUCACUCUCCCAUUCACCAUCAGCGUCACUCUCCAGUAUCCCAGCGCCAUUCUCCCAUUUCUCAGCGGCAUUCACCAGUACCACCACAUCACUCCCCUAUCCAGCAGCGCCGCUCUCCGGUGCUGCAGCGUCUCUCUCCCGACAUGCAUCGCCGCUCCCCACUUCUGGACGUCAGCGAUGGACCUGCCUCUUAUUCCUACCGACCGCCCACCCAGCACCUGAGAGCCAGUUUCCAGGGUCGCCGCAGUUACUCAGAGGUAGCUGACCCUUCAGCUUAUCAGUGCCCACCUCGCUUCUCUUUGGACCCAGUCUCCACCCUGCCAAAGCCACGGCCCUAUGUUGAGGGCUACCCAAAGCAGCAGCCCCAACAUGUUGGUUCCCCUCACAGUGGGCUGCAGCACCGAGGAUCCUCGUCCCCCCUUCCAGCUGGGGCAGGCGGAGACAAAAGUAUGGGGGACAACUCCAUGCGCCACUCCAGAGAAAUGCCUUUCCCCCUGUCAGAGGUGGCACACCUUCAUUUUGAGCCCCCUCCUCCUUCCACACCUGCCCCCCAACCACCACAGUCUUCUGAGGAUGAAGAGGAGUGGACCUGUUCACAUCCCAUCAGCCCCCCGAGGACUCUGGGUGUUCUCUCUCCUGGUGUACCCAGCAGCAUCAUGAGGGGCCCGGCAUCCUGCACAGCCUUUCCCAUCCCUCAGAGGCCCAAUAACCUCAGCUGCCAUCCCCAGCAGGGUUACACAACAUCAGAGCACGCUCAAUCCUGGCCUUCUAUCAACCUCUGGAUGGAGAGUGAGGAGAACGACAUGAGGAGCUGCCCUCUCUGCCAACUGAUUUUCCCUGUUGGAUAUCCCGAUGACGCUCUCAUCAAGCACAUUGACUCCCACCUGGAAAACAGCAAGAUAUGAUUGCCAUGGGCCAAACAACCCACAUGCACACAUCUGCUCUCUUUCCUCUUACAGGUUUUUAUAAGAGUACAGCAGAUCGUAUAAAUGAAAAGUCACAUGUAGGAAUCACGCUUAGGAGGUUAACCACAUAUAUUUGUGUCAUAAUUUGUAGGAAUUGACAGAAAACUAUAGAAAGGAUUCAGUUUUUUGAGAAGUUCAGAAACACUGAUCCGUCUUGGAUUUAUGAACCCAUCAUCAGUCCUUUACUGAUUGCCCGUCAGACAGGUCUGCCUCCAUAACCACUGGCUGUGGCUGCUGGUGUUUUGCUCUUAGUUUGGUUGUGAGGCUUCAAUAACGCUUCAGAUACCUUUUUAUUUUUCCACUUCACAGUGUAGUAUACCUUUAUUUAGCCGAGUAAGCCAACCCUGAAGGCAUGAGAGGCACAUUGGCAGCUUCAGGGGGUUCAACACGCCUUAAAGUUAGUUUCUGUUUUUAUUACUGUCUGAUCAGGGAGAUUUGAGUCAUCACUUUGAACAACAUGCAGAUUAUUUUGCAGUUAAUCCUGUGUAGCAGGAGUCAAGGGCAACAAUGGUAGAAGUUGGUUUAAUUAAAUAAAUAGUCAAAGAAAUGAGAGAAUAUGAUUUUUGAUGGGGAAAUAACUUAAUAUUAAAGUGACACAAGUCAGGGGUUUAUAUCAGUUUACUUUUUUAAAACACAAGGCAGUUAAGGAAGAAUAAAGCAUUCCACUUUCACACUUACCUUCUAGCAAAUAAAUGGACAAGCUGGAGAAAAUGUACCUGAAGUCGUCUGAACGAGCCUGGAGUUUAUUUUGCACAAAAACUGUUGUGAUUAUGCCCUGCAAUGCAGGGUUCCUCUGAUAAAAUGUCUUAUUUUGUAAUUAUGGGGAAGUUUUAGUCAGAAAAUACCUUUUAUGCUUGCAGCCUGUUCAAAAAGUAUCCUAGCACUUUAAGUUAACAUAGCCUAUAAAAUGUACAUGUUGUCAGUGUCCAUAUGCGCCAAUCAGCCACAAUGUUAGUGAACUCUGAUUAUCUAUGACCUGAGAGAAAGAGAGGAGCGAGUUCUGCAGGAUAAGGAUCUAAAUUAGCUUGACAAAUAUACAAUUGACAAUUACACAAAUGUAUCAGAGAAAUAUCAAGUUAUUCCUCACAGGAACUGCUCCAGCUUCUAUGGUUUAUGUAACGUUUAGUAUACAAUAAAGGCCAGGAAACCAGCAGGAAGUGUAUGAACAACCAGGACUUGAAUGUGGGGAGCGACGGUUGGACUCAUCUUACAGACGAGUUAUUACAGCCCAGUGUGAUGAGGUUGUGAUACUCGUCAAACAUCAAAGCUCGAACUCAAUAGCCACAGAUCAGUCAGCAGCUUAAAAACUGACAGAUCUGGAACUAGACCAUGGUGCAAUGGAUGGCCAUGUUCAUAAUUCAUGUUGUGAGCUGACGGCAGACUGCACCAAAGUAAGAUGGACAAUAGGAACUUUGGAUCCUUGUGGUACACAACACCUACCUAAUUGUUGUUGCAUGUUCAUAGCAACAAUAGUGUCCUCUUUAAGAAGGAUUAUGUGCCCUGCAAGACCACCUAUGGGAUGUGUUGGAGAAUAACUUCCUUUUCACCGACAACCUAUCUAAUUUCCUCGAGGACUCCUGCACUGAGGAUACUCAGACAAUAUUGGUGGGGUCGGCUCAAAGUUGUGGCUUAUUGGGGUGUAGAUAUUAAAUUUUCUGAUUUACUUUUUAUUUUGUCUACAUCUAUAAGACAAAAUCUGUAUAUGAAGAUAUAUUUUUGCAAUGUUUAAAUGUUUAUGCACCACAUGUGUGAUAUUGGUGAGAGGUUUCUCCCAUGUGUUUGCACACUACUAUAAAUAUGGGAGACAAGGGUCAAAUUCACACCACAAGAGGUACUUUUCUGUACAAAGACUAAAUGAUCCAAUAAGGAAUCUCAUUUCUUUCUUGAGUUCUAAUCUUCAUCAGUUUGAUGUCAAGCGGCCCAGACCACCCAACAAAAAAAAAUAUAAAUCCAAGCUGCAUGCGAUUUGUAUCUGAAAUACUAUAUCCAAAAAGAUGAAACAGCUCCUGACAGCAAAGUUAUUUUUGCAGGGUUAAGGACAAUACUCUUCUUUUGAUACCUGGAUUUAUUUAUUUUUAAUCACUAAUGUGAUUUGGUUUAAAAUCUACUUGUGGUACUUGAUCUUUUUAAAAAACACAAUACUGAUGUCACCUGCUCUGAAGUUUUUAGUCACAAAAGCAUUUUGUAAUGUAGGGGAGGUCCCCACUGUUUAACUUAUUUAUUUAAACUGGAUUUGAGUACGCAAGGCAGUAAUAGUGGCUGAAUAACAAACAGCAGAAAUGGUUUGAAGUAUUUCUGAGUAAGUUGCAGAAUAGAGUUCUGACUUUACAGCUAAGGUUUAGAGAAAAAAUCCCUUGAAAGUCAUAUUACAUUAAAGGACAACUCUGGUACCUCUUUUAUUACCUUCAGUUUAUGUGGCCACAGGGAUGACUAAGCAAUGCUCUUUUUGUUGGACUGCACAGCAUUCCCUCAUUAAACCAGUGGUACACAUUGUAAUGUGUUAAAAAUUAUAUUUGUGAACAUGUUCCUUUACAGUUUUAAUGUAUAAAUUGCAGAGAAAUACUAUGUUAUCUACAUUGUUUGUAGUAGUCACAACAACAUAUCUUAUGGCAUAUCUUACUGCUCUUUUGACCUCAAACUGGAACAUGAUUAAAAGAAUUAUGCAUGACAUUUCCAGGUCCAAAUUCUAAUUUCGAGUUUCCAAUUUCAUAUGCUAAUAACACAUAGAAUUACCAGAUAACCUGUACACCAAGCUAAUUUGCGAAAGCUGUCUGGUAAUAAUCUACUUAAUUUGUAAGAACUGAUAAACUUUUAAAAUAUGUUCCACACAUUAUUAUGCAUUAGUUUUGUCAAAAGUAAUUAGAAACAACAAGAAAAAUCCCAAAUUGUUGUAAAACCUUUGAGAUAAUGUACUAAGUCUUGCCACAGCUAAAACAAAAAUGUAAAUCUUUUAAACGCCAUUUUAUUUAUGAAGAAAUUCAUUUUUCCAUAGUGAUAUAUCCAGAUCCAAAUUCAGUUUCCAAGGUUUAUUGCACAUAAUAUUAAACCUACAGCAUGUACUGGGGCAGUUCGGAGCCGAGUGAAGGAUUAGCUUUCUCCAGGUCGGGGCUCGCCCUCACCUCCCUCAAGUGGAGUUUAAGUAUCUCAGGCUCUUUUUCACUACGAGGGGAGAAUGAUGCGGGACAUCGACAUCCGGAUUGAUGCGGUUACUGCAGUAAUGGAGGCGCUGUACAUGUCCAAUGCGGUGAAGACAGAGCUGAGCCAAAAUGCGAAGCUCUUGAUUUCCUAACCUCACCUAUGGUCAUGAACUUUGGGCCAUGACUGAAAGAACAAGAUCCUGGGUACAAGUGGCUAAAAUACGCUUCCUCUGCAGGAUGGCAAGGCACUCCCUUGGAGAUAGGGUGAUGAGCUUGGGAAGUCAACACAUCUCUGCUGAGACUGCUGCCUCUGUAAACUGGUCCCGGAUAAGCAGAAGACGAUGAGUGCGUGUACAAGUAUGGACCAUACAGGCCUUUUAUAAACAAAAUAUCCAGUUAGUACAAUAUCUUAAGGCAUAUCUUGAGUAUGUUCCAUACUAAUUCACUGUUGCAAUGAGCCCAUAGUGUCACAAAUGAAAAUAGAUCUUAUUUAAGUUAUCAGUUGGAUGGAUGGUAUACAGUAAAACCCUUGCUUACUAUUGUCAAACAGUUUAGGUUUUAACAAAGUUAAAGCGAUACAUUUUUAUUGAAACUUACAAUGGUAUAAGACAAACACAAAGUCUAUUUAAAUAGAGGCAAAAAGCGACAAAAAGAAUGAAAAAUCACAUAUCCUUUUCUUGAUUGUAGUUUAGAAAAGGUUUAAAAAAAUAAGCUCACUUGCACUAAACAGAGUUUCCUUCACCAGGUCUUAAUUCUUAAUAGUGAUCUUAACAAUAAUUACAAAUGAAUACAUUUUCUCAAUUUUAAAUACAGAUUUUCAUGCUAAAUAUUGUACAAAUAGUUAAAAAACGCUAAGCAGAUGUUUAAAAACAUUGAUACAGUUUACUUAUUUUAGAAAACUUGUUAAAAUUAUAGUUACAUAAUGAAAAAUCUGUGUAAAGUACAGACUUUCAGUUUAUAUUGAUGAUAUUCACAUCUAAACAGAGACAAGUUUUAGAAAUCACAGCUCUUUGUUAUGUGAAAUCCCCUUUUGCAGAGAUUAGGUUAAGCAUUGUCAGACUUCCAUGUCCUGUAUAAAACAACGACUUAGAAGUUUCUAAUAUUACAUUAUAGUGUUGUGCUCAGCAAGCAAUGUAGGUUUUUGACAGAAAAUAAUAUAAAUGCUUGCUUAGGGUGGAUGAUGAAAUAAACAUUUACAGGCCAUAAAUAAGAAUCCUUAACAUUGUUACCUUCUGCUCUAAAGAGUUCAAUUAUAUAGGGGCAGAACAGAAAAAGCUACACAUAACAACCUUUCUUUCCUUCUUUUCUUUUUUGGAAGAGGUGGGUGGUGAGGAAAGCAGUGUUCACCACCACCCCCAACCAGUUUCCUGGGGGAAACCCUGAAAGCUAUUCUGAAUUUCACAAGAAACAAGAAAGUUCAAAGAAGUCUAAAAAAGUUCUGUUACAUUUACAUCAGCCAUAACCAUACCAAUUACCUCAUUACAGUUCUAGUUUGGUCAGGCAGUUUCUGUGCUAGUUAUAAUUUUAUGAAUUUACAAAAUUAAAUCAAAACAGGAUUGCCCUUUAACACCUCCCCAUAGCCUUUAGGCUGUAUUUGACCCUCAAAUUAAAGGGGGUUGCCAUAGCUCACAAGUAUUUUCAACUGUAUGUGCAGUAUGUUCUUAUAUUACUAUGUGUACAAAUAUUUAGAGUUUGUACACACAGCUAUUUUGCAAGUGUUUGAGGAUCAUGCAACAUAUGCUUUAUAUUCAACAACUUCAACUUGGAGUGUCCAUAUAUCUAUAUAUAAACCCACAGUAAAUCUGAAUUAUAUGCGAGUAAAACCCCUACAGCCUUCCACUAUUACUCACUAUGUAGUGAUAUCUCUUGUACUACAUUUAUAUCAGAGCCAGGAGGUGAUAAUGUGUUUCUGAAAGUUUCAGACAUUUACAAAAAACAUUUAUGGGUUUAAAAAAAAAUAUUCCUCUAAUUUAUUGACUGAUAUAAUUCUGCAAUCAGAAAAGUUAAACUACAGCAUACAUAGUGCCUUGCAGAAAUUUCCAUGCCCCUUAUACUCUUUCACAUUCUGUCACCUUAGUAUUUAUGUAUUUUAUUUGGAUUCUGUAUGAUAACUGUGCAAUGCCCUUUUGCACUAAUACCCCUACAUAAAAUCCAGUGACAACCAGAUAACUUCAGAUAAGACCAAAACUAAACUUUUAGUCCUUCAUGCUAAAUUUUGUGUAUGAAAACGUCACCUUGAACAAACCGUCCCAAUGGUGAAACAUUGUGGUGGGAGCAUCAUACUGUGUGAGUUAAUGUGAAGAUGGAUACAAGAAAACCUGUUAGAGGGUGCAAAAGAUGUUGGUCUGGGGCCGAUGUUCAUUUUCCAGCAGAACACUCUAAACAUCCAGCCAGAGCUGCAAUAGAGUGACUUGGAUCAAAGAACAUUCAUGUGUUAGAAUGGCCUAGCCAAAGUCCAGACUUAAUUCCAAUCGAAAACCUGUGGCAAAACUUGUAACCUGGUGUUUACAGACAAUCUCUCCGCAAUCUAACUGAGCUUGAGGUAUAUUGCCAACAAGAAUGGCAAUGAUCUCAGUUCCUUUAUGUGCAAAGCUAGUCAAGACCCCAAAAUAACUGCAGCUGUAACUUCAACUGGUGAUAGUUCUUUAAAGCGUUGACUCAGGAAGGCUGAAUUGAAAUGCAUGCCUCACUUUUCCAAGUUUUACUUGUAAAACAUUUUGAAAAUCAUGCAGUGCCAAUAAAAUACACUGAAUCAUUUGGUUGUAAUGUCACAAAAGAUGAAAAAUUAGUAUAACGGGUAUAAUUCUUUUUGCCAGGCACUAUAACUUGAUUUGUUGUUAAGUCUGACAAGAUUAAUUUCUUUGAAAGGGCAAAAGGAUGUUCUGUGGUUUAAGAUAUAAUGAAUAUAAAGAACUAUGAAUUGCUCUCAACCAAAGACAACAAAUUAUUUCCUGUAUAUUUUGAGCAAACAGUGAUCAUUUAAGGUGUGUGCGUGCGUGUGAUGAUGCUGCUUUGUAGGUAUCAACGCUGUUAGGCUCACGACCACAAGGUGCUGGCCAGCAGCUACAGUGAGAAAUGAUUGUGCCCCUGCAUGAGCUUGUUAAGUGAUACACACGGAUGUUUGUACUGCUGCGCAUUCGCACUUACACAGGCUGCACUGACCUCAUUAAAGUGCAGUUUAUAAUCGUAGCUUUAGGUUUAAUUUCUGAUGUUUGAGGAAAAAAAUUUUACUUGUAACACAAUAUAUACACUUUGUUUUUUAUUAUUUAAACUUUUUUCAAUCUCCUUAAAGCAAACUGACUUUAUAAUUUACUCAGGACAGAAGGAAUAAAAACUGCAGUGUGGAUAUAAGUUUUGGUUUUGUUUUUUAAAUGAAAUCUUACUUGGAAUUCUGCUCAGAAACUCUCAGGAGACAAACAACAUGGCUCUUUAUAGCAUUAGAGCAAAAAAAAAAAGGAAAAAGACAGUUUUCAUACUUGUAAAGCUCCACUCAUUUAUAAGUACCUAUGUGAGUCAGGUUGUCUUUUUUCUUUCUUUUUCUGUGGGGUAACCCUAAGCGCACACUCAGACCUCAGUACUAAAGAACUCCCCAUAACACUUAUGAGAAAUAAUGUCUGUGUGUGUAUAACUAAUAUGUGGAAUAACUACACCACUGGCAUUCAAGGACUCUAAUAUAUAGAUAGAAAAAUAAAUCUCCCACUAAGGUCCAUAAAAUGUCUGUUUUCCUUUAUAUAUCUGUAAAUAUUCCUAAUAAUAAACCUGCACUUAAAUGACA